AUGUGCGCCAUUUUGGAUUGAAAAAAAAUAAAAAUCACGGGCAUUUCUGUAAGCCCAUAUUCACGAGUCUAAUAACUGUUUCCUUGUAAUAACCUGUACUGAAAUUACAAUCCUUACAACUCAAAUCACUAUCGGAAGACCCCCCAAAGAAGCCAGUUCUGUUGCAGAAAGUGGCAAUGGCAGGUGUCGGAGGAGGGAACGAUUUCCAAUGGUGCUUCUCUCAAGUGAAGGGAGCCAUAGACGAGGAUGUGGCUGAAGCCGACAUAAUCUCAACGGUUGAGUUUAACUAUUCUGGAGAUCUACUAGCAACAGGAGACAAAGGAGGUCGGGUCGUCAUAUUCCAACGGGAACAAGAGAGUAAAAACCGUCCUCAUUCCAGAGGAGAAUACAAUGUGUACAGCACUUUCCAGAGCCACGAACCCGAGUUUGACUAUUUGAAAAGCUUAGAAAUCGAGGAGAAAAUCAACAAAAUAAGAUGGUUACCCCAACAAAACGCUGCGCACUCUCUGCUCUCAACAAACGACAAGACCAUCAAGCUGUGGAAAAUCAGCCAACGGGACAAAAGAGCAGAAGGCUACAACUUGAAAGACGAGGAUGGAAGACUGAGAGAUCCUUUUAGAAUCACGUCGUUACGGGUGCCUGUGCUGCUGCCCAUGGACCGGAUGGUGGAGGCUAGCCCACGGAGGAUAUUCGCUAACGCACACACAUAUCACAUCAAUUCCAUCUCUGUAAAUAGUGAUCAUGAAACAUACCUUUCAGCCGAUGAUCUCAGGGUUAACCUCUGGCACUUAGAAAUCACAGAUAGAAGUUUUAACAUUGUAGAUAUAAAGCCUGCCAAUAUGGAGGAGCUGACAGAAGUCAUCACAGCUGCAGAGUGCCAUCCACACCAGUGUAAUGUAUUUGUGUACAGUAGCAGCAAGGGGACCAUCCGCCUCUGUGACAUGCGGGCUGCUGCCCUCUGUGAUAGGCAAAGCAAAUUCUUCGAGGAGCCAGAGGACCCGAGCAGCCGGUCCUUCUUCUCAGAGAUCAUCUCCUCCAUAUCGGAUGUGAAGUUCAGCCACAGCGGCCGGUACAUGAUGACCAGAGACUACCUGUCAGUCAAGGUGUGGGAUCUGAACAUGGAAAACCGGCCUGUGGAGACUUACCAGGUGCACGAGUACCUGCGUAGCAAGCUCUGCUCACUGUAUGAAAACGACUGCAUCUUCGACAAGUUCGAGUGCUGCUGGAACGGUUCUGACAGUGCCAUCAUGACGGGCUCGUACAACAACUUCUUCCGGAUGUUUGACCGGAACACGCGGAGGGACAUCACGCUGGAGGCCUCUAGAGAGAACAGUAAACCUCGGGCCAUCCUGAAGGCCCGCAAGGUGUCCACCGGGGGGAAGAGGAAGAAGGACGAGAUCAGCGUAGACAGUCUGGACUUCAACAAGAAGAUCUUACACACCGCCUGGCACCCAAAGGAGAACGUCAUCGCUGUCGCCGCCACCAACAACCUCUACAUAUUCCAGGACAAGAUCAACUAAACUUAACAAUCUUCCCCCCCGAAACUGUUCCGACCCUCCCCGACCCCAGCCAUCAUACCUACCUACCGCGAAUGGACAGAAAUCUUGUACGUUACAUAGUUAAGAAUAGUCGUUACAUCUGUUUAAAGAAACAACAGCAGCCUUGUCUGUCCUCCUCACGAAGAAGAAAUGUGAUGCACUUGUUUCGUUGUGUAGCCAGCCAGCCAGACGCCUGGUCGCCUGCUGGAGUCAGACGGCCUGUUUCUUUUAGAGUCUGAGGUGUUUGGUUGGUUGGUUUGCGUCCUGUCUCGUUGUGAGGGCAGACAGAGGCAGGCAGGAGCCCCAGGUCUGACUCUGGACAGACUAGCCCGGGCCUGACUGCAGCAGAAAUAUCGAUGGACAGCACUCAACAAAAGAGGCCAAAAAAUGUCCGUUUAAAGUUUCGUGUAUUUAUUUAAAAGUCUGAGCCUUGUUUUACUUCCUAUGAUUUGACGACACAUUAUGGAAUAAGGAGGAAAGAUGUUGUGUUGAAGUCAGAAUGAGAUAUUAGUCUCUUAACUGUAAAUCUGGGCCUUGGAGAAACUGAAAUGAAAUUAGCUUAAUUAAGUAGGGUUGCAAAUUCCCAGGUAACUUUCCUAAAAAUUCCCAGGUAACUUUCCUAAAAAUUCCCAGGUAACUUUCCAGAAAAUCCCAUUUGGACGAUUCCCAGAAUCGGAAAAGGAAUGAGCAGGAAAUUAUCCAGGAAUCCUGCAACUAGGAUGUUGGGAAAGUUAGGGGAAAUGUAGCAGCCUUACUGGUAACAUUCCUCCUCCCUGGCCGACUCUCAGGCCUCCGUGUUGGACCUUGUUAAGCUCUUGAACACAGGUCUCCAUGUUGGACCUUGUUAAGCUCUUGAACACAGGUCUCCAUGUUGGACCUUGUUAAGCUCUUGAACACAGGUCUCCAUGUUUGGUCAGUGGACAAUUGUUUUUGGUUAUUUUUAGUUUUUGGUUAUUUUUUAUCCUCUUUUUUCUCUCUCUCAUGUAUAAUAACAUUUGACUCAUUGACUGUAUCUAUAUAACCACACCGUCUGGUGUCAACCACUUAAUAAAAGUAACGAAAACCACAAC
Salvelinus namaycush (lake trout) is the source of this 2608-nucleotide messenger RNA. Its product is annotated as serine/threonine-protein phosphatase 2A 55 kDa regulatory subunit B delta isoform. Lineage: Eukaryota; Metazoa; Chordata; Actinopteri; Salmoniformes; Salmonidae. The coding region runs from base 177 to 1520 and encodes 447 amino acids. The record is from RefSeq and is a predicted model, not a curated record. Gene Ontology annotation, cellular component: cytosol; protein phosphatase type 2A complex. Gene Ontology annotation, molecular function: protein phosphatase regulator activity; protein binding. Gene Ontology annotation, biological process: peptidyl-serine dephosphorylation. The transcript has 10 exons.